Populus trichocarpa (black cottonwood) is the source of this 2719-nucleotide messenger RNA. RefSeq names its product subtilisin-like protease SBT1.4. Gene Ontology annotation, biological process: proteolysis. The coding region runs from base 109 to 2433 and encodes 774 amino acids. The record is from RefSeq and is a predicted model, not a curated record. Gene Ontology annotation, molecular function: serine-type endopeptidase activity. The transcript has a single exon. Lineage: Eukaryota; Viridiplantae; Streptophyta; Magnoliopsida; Malpighiales; Salicaceae.
GGGCAGUUGGGGAUCCAAAGAAUCCAAAAAUAAAAAUCACACGAAAAUUCCCAGCCCAUCCUAUAUCUCAGUAAGCCAACAUCCACACGCACAUACAGAAAAAACCUCAUGGCUAUAUCCCCUCUCCCCUUCCUUUACUGUCUCCUCUUCUUCCUCUUAACCCUCCCAACCCAAUCAUCAUCAUCAUCAGACCAUCCACAAACCUUCAUCAUCCACGUGUCAAGAUCCCACAAGCCCUCCCUUUUCUCUUCUCACCAUGAUUGGUACACCUCCAUCAUUCAUUCCCUCCCUCCUUCACCUCACCCUGCCAAGCUCCUCUACAACUAUAACCAUGCUAUCCGCGGUUUUUCAGCCCAACUCACAACCACCCAGGUGGAAAAGCUCCGCCGUGUUCCGGGUAUUCUUUCAGUCAUUCCCGAUCAAAUUCGCCAGCUUCACACCACGCACACCCCUGCUUUCUUGGGCUUGUCAGAAAGUUCUGGUCUUUGGGAAAAUUCUGGUUAUGGUGAUGGUGUGAUCAUUGGAGUUCUUGACACUGGAAUAUGGCCUGAGCACCGGAGUUUAUCGGAUUCCGGUCUGUCUGAUGUUCCUGCCAACUGGAAAGGGAUCUGUGAGACAGGACCUGACUUUCCAGCCUCUUCUUGCAACAAGAAACUUAUUGGUGCUAGAGCUUUUAACAAGGGCUAUAUAAGUCAUAAAGGGAGACAUAUUGAUGAAUCAAAAGAAUCUGCAUCUCCAAGAGAUACUGAAGGUCAUGGCACCCACACAUCAACAACUGCAGCUGGAUCUUCGGUCCAUAACGCGAGCCUUUUCGAGUACGCGAGUGGAGAAGCUCGUGGUAUGGCCUCAAAAGCAAGAAUUGCUGCUUACAAGAUUUGUUGGAGUUCAGGUUGUUAUGACUCUGAUAUUCUUGCUGCAAUGGAUCAGGCUAUCUAUGAUGGAGUCCAUGUGAUUUCUUUAUCUGUUGGUGCUACUGGUCAUGCUCCUCAAUAUGAUCAUGAUUCGAUUGCCAUCGGGGCAUUUAGUGCAUCACAACAUGGAAUUGUUGUGUCUUGCUCUGCUGGGAACUCAGGACCAGAUCCAUAUACUGCUGUUAAUAUUGCUCCAUGGAUUCUUACUGUCGGUGCUUCAACAAUUGAUAGAGAGUUUCCUGCCGAUGUAGUCUUGGGCAAUGGAUGGGUUUUCGGUGGGGUUUCGCUGUACUCUGGCGAUCCACUUGUUGAUUUCAAGCUUCCUUUGGUGUAUGCUGGUGAUGUUGGGAAUAGGUAUUGCUAUAUGGGGAGUAUAAGUCCAUCAAAAGUCCAGGGGAAGAUUGUGGUAUGCGAUCGCGGAGGGAAUGCAAGAGUGGAGAAAGGAGCUGCAGUGAAGCUUGCUGGUGGGCUUGGAAUGAUAUUGGCAAACACAGCAGAUAGUGGCGAGGAGCUGAUUGCUGAUUCUCAUCUUCUGCCUGCUACUGAGGUCGGUGAAAUUGCUGCCGAUAAGAUUAGAGAAUAUGUCAAAUUGAGUCAGUAUCCAACUGCAACAAUUAAUUUCCGUGGAACGAUAAUUGGGACUUCACCUUCAGCUCCUAAGGUUGCAGCCUUUUCGAGUCGUGGUCCGAAUUACUUGACACCAGAGAUUCUGAAGCCAGAUGUCAUUGCUCCUGGUGUUAACAUCUUGGCUGGUUGGACUGGAUUCGUUGGACCAACAGAUUUGGAAAUUGAUCCUAGAAGGGUUGAGUUCAACAUAAUAUCAGGUACCUCGAUGUCUUGUCCUCAUGUUAGUGGAAUUGUUGCUCUGCUUCGAAAAGCAUACCCGGAUUGGUCCCCAGCUGCUAUAAAAUCUUCUUUGGUGACCACCGCUCAUAAUUUAGACAAUUCUGGCAAGAAUAUCAAGGAUCUUGCUAGUAGUGAAGAAUCAACACCCUUCAUUCAUGGAGCUGGUCAUGUUGAUCCUAAUAGUGCUCUAAAUCCCGGACUGGUGUAUGAUAUGGACACAAGUGACUAUAUUGCAUUCCUUUGUGCAAUCGGGUAUGAUUCUAAGCGAAUUGCGGUUUUUGUCAGAGAGCCUCCUAGUUCGGACAUAUGCAGUGGUAAAGAGGGCAGUCCAGGCAAUCUCAACUAUCCAUCAUUCUCUGUUGUUUUCCAGUCCAAUAGUGAUGAGGUUACUUAUAGGAGGACGGUGAAAAAUGUUGGGAAUUCUCUUGAUGCAGUUUAUGAGGUUGAAGUGAAUGCUCCUGCAAAUGUUGACAUCAAGGUAUCCCCAAGUAAGCUCGUGUUUAAUGCAGAGAAUAAGACCGUGUCUUAUGAUAUUACCUUCUCCAGUGUUAGCUCGGGUUGGUCUAGCAUUAACUCGGCAACAUUUGGAUCGAUCGAGUGGAGCAAUGGGAUUCAUAGAGUAAGAAGUCCAAUUGCUGUCAAGUGGCGUCAAGGAUCAUCCAGGGAAUCCAUUUAAGCACUGGAUAUUGGAGAAGUAUCUGGAAUAGUUUCAAACUUGGGGCAUUGGCAGCCUCUUGUGUACAAAUUAUGUGGUGAUGAUGAUUUAGCUUUUCAUUUCAACGAGAUUUCAAAUUGGAGAUUGUGCAAUGGUUGAUCUAGGAACGGGUUAAGGUUAAUGUAUUUGAAGAAAGGCAUUUUUUUUCCUUGUUUAUAAUGUACUGAUGCUUUCCAUGGUGAAUUGGAUGAAAUAAUGCUUUAAUUGCUUCUACUAUUGUAAUCAAUAGAUUUUCUCCAUUUCUUUU